CUCAACUCUUAUUUUGACGAUAUAACCGGAGGUUGUGCAGCAGCCGGAUGCUGUGUUUCGUCACAAAGACGCGACAGAGUUCCGCACGUGAGAGCGUGAAGAAGCUGUGUUUCAUGUCGAUGAAGCUUUUAAAGUGAAGAGAGAUGGAGAGAAGAGAAGAGGAGGAAGAGGAGAUGAAGACUGCGGCUGAGAGAGAGGAGGAGGAGGAGGAAGAGGAGGAGCAGGAGGAGGAGGACGAUGACGAUACAGAUAGUGCCAGGAUAAAGAAGAAGAAGACGAACAAACAGGAAGGGGUGACUUCCUGUCCAGACAGGAAGUGUGUUCCAGGUAUCAUCUACCUGGGUCACAUUCCUCCGAGGUUCCGCCCCAAACACCUGAGGAACCUGAUGUCAGUGUACGGAGAGAUUGGACGAAUCUUCCUGCAGCCUGAAGAUGGUCAGGUGAGGAAAAGGAAGGGGAGGUCUGGUUUGAGUAGGUGUGAUUUCACUGAAGGAUGGGUGGAGUUCAGAGAUAAACGAGUGGCCAAGAGAGUAGCAGCAUCUCUCCACAACACGCCGAUGGGAACUAGGAAACGCCAACGAUUCUUCCACGACCUCUGGUCCAUCAAGUACCUGCACAGGUUCCAGUGGACUCACCUAAGUGAGCGGCUGGCCUAUGAACAGACUGUCCUGCAGCAGAGACUCAGAACUGAGGUGUCUCAGGCGAAGAGAGAAACAAACUUCUACCUGAACAAUGUGGACAAAAGUACUCACCUGGACAAGCUGAGGAAGAAGAGACGGAGAGACGGCCAACAGGUGGACGAGAGGACGUGGGACUUCACUCAGCGUCAGACGGAGGACGAAAUUCAGAUAAAGAAAAAAAAGAAGAAUGACUCUGUUACCCAGAAGCACCUGGCGAAGUCCCUCCUUAUACAGCAGAAGAGCCAAUCAAACGUCUCUCUGCUGGCCAAGAUUUUCAACUCCAACAAAUCAGAGUAAAGACUCUUCUGAUUGGCUGUUGGACCAGACUGUUUUCAUAGAAUUCUGUACCCACCUCAAUGAGCUCGUCAAGAUUUUUAUUCUGUCAUGAUGUCCUUGCCAUCACAUUUAUAUCUCUCUAUAUUAAAUGUUGUAAAUAAAUCUACAUCCUGUGACUAUA
Messenger RNA from Acanthopagrus latus (yellowfin seabream), 1137 nucleotides. RefSeq names its product activator of basal transcription 1 (gene abt1). Bases 144 to 977 code for a protein of 277 amino acids. The record is from RefSeq and is a predicted model, not a curated record. Gene Ontology annotation, cellular component: nucleolus. NCBI's taxonomy places the organism in Eukaryota, Metazoa, Chordata, Actinopteri, Spariformes, Sparidae. The transcript has 5 exons. Gene Ontology annotation, biological process: endonucleolytic cleavage to generate mature 5'-end of SSU-rRNA from (SSU-rRNA, 5.8S rRNA, LSU-rRNA); endonucleolytic cleavage in 5'-ETS of tricistronic rRNA transcript (SSU-rRNA, 5.8S rRNA, LSU-rRNA); endonucleolytic cleavage in ITS1 to separate SSU-rRNA from 5.8S rRNA and LSU-rRNA from tricistronic rRNA transcript (SSU-rRNA, 5.8S rRNA, LSU-rRNA). Gene Ontology annotation, molecular function: RNA binding.